Xyrichtys novacula (pearly razorfish) is the source of this 9660-nucleotide messenger RNA. The record is from the annotation of a GenBank genome assembly. Lineage: Eukaryota; Metazoa; Chordata; Actinopteri; Labriformes; Labridae.
GGGGCACAACCCACUUCACAGCAACUUUUUAAAAUAAAUUAAUCAAAAAGAAAGACGGAAUCGAAAACUGCUUAAAUGUUAGGCUCCUGUUUGAUAAAUAAAGGUGUAAAAAGAGCGCAGGGCCUGCAGAGGAUACCCCUGUAUGCCCCGAGAACGAGGCGACAAAAUAAUAUCACGUGAUCCAAAAUGGGCAGUCCUCUGACGGAGCUGAAAAAAGCCAUUUUCUGGCGCUGCUGCAAAUUCUGUUGAAGUCCAAAUAAUUUACCUGGAUUCUCGCUGGGAGGGGAGGGAAACUUCUAUGUCUGAUCAGGUAGGAACGAAGCAUCGGUGAUGUUUUUUGAGCAGGCUGAUCGGCCCGCUGUUUGCUGAGGCGCACACAGAGUGCACGGUGUCACAUUUUGAGUCUCUCUUGUUCGCCUCCUCAUACAGCUCUGUCAGUGAAUUUAAGAUGGCUGCUUUGUGUACCAGUGUGAUUUUCUGUGGCUCUGUACCCCCUCACUGUGGGGAUUUGUCGGGUUGUGUUCGGUUCGGGUGCCCGGCCGGACCGCCGGGGCUCCGGAGAAAUCCAAACGCUCUUUGUUGCUCCGCUGGUCGAGGAGCGGAGCUGAUGCACAAGAUGAGGCCACACAGGGGCGAUUGAAUAGUCGGCUGCUGUGUCCCAGCACACAGGCUGCAUUUAGCCGUUCGGCUCUUGCUUUCUCACGUUAUUUACCGCUCCAACAUGCCAGUGCAUUAGUUUUUACGCACUAUGAGCUCUCUUUGUUGUGGUCUCACUCGCAGCUGCCCCAAGGACGAGCUGCAGACAUUGUCUCAUUGACCAUAUGGGAAAGCACAAAUAGUAUCGCACAAUUUUCUCUGUGUAACAAAACCCUGUCCUGUUGUACGUGUUUUUUUCCUGCAGAUCAGUCCAAAUGGAUAAAAUGCAGCCAAACCGGGUCAAAAUCACAGAUCUGAAUCCACACCUCACAUGUCCACUGUGCGCUGGCUACUUAAUUGACGCUACAACCAUCGUAGAGUGCCUGCACUCCUGUAAGUCCCUCACAUGAAAACAUCACCUUACAUGUAUGCAUGCAGUGUUUCUCUUAACCCCAGCCUUGCAUUAGCAUAGACCUUACAGUAGUUUGCAUAUCCAGCAGAGCUCCUCUUGUGUUGUGGUUGUAGGGGAGGCGAGCAUGGUGCCAUGAAUCAUAUUGUGGCCUACAGGAAAGGAACAUCUGUGUGCACAGAGUGAUGCAUGUGAAAAAAAUAAUUAAAUAUUUGUUGACACUGUGUAUGAUGUUUUGAUUUAGGUUUACAUUAACCCAAGAGGCCGGUGAUGCUUGUGGUUGAUAAGAGAGUCAGUUACUGUAAAUGAAAUGUUACAAAUGUCUUCUUGUAUAAUGUUGAUAUUAUUAAAUAGUCAUCAUUAGGCACCAUCUGUUCUAUCUCUUUAAUAUUUGAAAUGGUGGACACUCUGAGUAUCAGCAAAUGCAGAGCUCAUACUUAAUAUCACUUUGAUACAACAACUACACUCACUCUUACUGCUGCGUGUCAUUUCUUAUCAUGGUAUCAAAGUAUAAUUCACCCUCUUUAUCUUGCAUUACAAGACUCAUUGUCUUCAUAUUUUAAAAUAAAUGAAAAUUUUGCAUACCAUAGAACAUGUUUGAAAAAGAAAAGGUACUCACUGGCUUUACUUGUGUAACUGAUCCAAAGCUGAUCCAUUUUGGACACGUGUAAUGAAUGUGUUUAUUUUUCUGCCAAGUUUUAUCAUCUCUCUAUUUUCUUUUCUGCAGUUUGUAAAACUUGCAUCGUUGCCUUCCUGGAAACACAUAAGUUCUGCCCUCGAUGUGAUGUCCAGGUUCACAAGACAUGUCCACAGCUCAGUAUCAGGUGAGUUCGGACAUUUUGUGUUGGGUAUUUUACUAAUUGUGAGUUUAUUAGCAUCAAAACAUCAACAAACAUUUUUUUUUCCUUUCCUAGAGCGGACAAAACUCUACAAGACAUUGUAUAUAAGCUUGUCCCGGGGUUAUUCAAAGGUGAGAUUGUUUUUCUAAGACCUGGUUGUUUGAAUUUUUCAUUCAGUGAUGCAUUUUUUCACUGAUGGACUUGAAUUUUUCUGUCUCUGCUGCACUCAGAUGAGAUGAAACGGAGGCGGGACUUCUACGCAGAGAACCGAGUGCUGGAACCAGGGGAAGUAGUGGAGACAUUUAACAUCGCAGAAGAUGAAAUCAUCAGUCUGUCCAUACAGUUCUAUGAGAGGAACAAGUGAGUCAGUCAUUUGUCAUUUUUACAAAAACACAGCAGGAAGGAGUCUACAUGUUGGGUCUGGUUACUGGAAAGUUGCAGCUGAGACAAAUGUGGAAAGGAUGAAAUGUAAUUAUCCAGUAAUGAACACACAAGUGAAACAGGGUGGAACCAUUUUUCCGGCUCUGUGUUUUUUCUUUUGUGAAAUGAGUUAAUGAAGUUGUUUUUUUAAUGUGAAAUCAGCUCACACUAAAAACAAAACCUGUUGUAGUUCAAACUGCCAAGAUGAAUAAAUAAUGAAAUCAUUUCAUUGAACUAGAAAAGGAGGCAGUUAAACUAUCAAGACAUUUCUUUAGCUCUGAAUAAAAUUUAGUGUAUCUAAUAUUUAUAGUUCUUAGAUAACUUCAAACCCUAAAGCAAAAUGCAAGUGAGUUUGUCUUAUUUCAAGAAAAGAUGUCUUAUUAGACUUAAUGAAGGCUGCAUUCACCUGACAAGUUCAGAUAAAGUCUUAUUUUAAGAUUUAAGUAAAAAAAUCUGCAGAUGUUUCUGUACAAGUUAAACUUCUUGUAUUAAGAAAUUGUUCUUUCAAGAAACUCAACAAAUAUUUUUUUUUUCAUCUCAAUGGCAGAUAUUUGUUUUGCUCAUUGUGAUUGAUUCAGGUCUUACUUUUGGCUUUUCAUACCUCGAAAUAAGACAUUUAUCUGGACUUGUCUGGUGAGUGUGGCCUAAAUGAAGUUAUUUUUUAAAUAAGACAGACGUAUGUUUGGUUUAGAAAAUUCGAGGUUGAAAUCGAAACCAUAUAUACUUGAUUUUUAAUCAUCCUUAUUAGAAACCACACCGUUUUAUUCUACACCUACUAACAAGGGAGUUAAAUGAGUGACGCAUUUCCUCUUCAGAGAAGACCCUGUGUAGGAAGCUUUUAAUGGGUAGACUGACUGUUUGAUCACCAGCUCUUGCAGCCCACAUAUCAAAGUGUACUUGGGCAAGACGCAGUCCAAAAUUGUUCCCUUAGGUUUGGCCAGAUUGUUUAACUGUGGCUGAGUUGGUGCUGAUGGUCAGCUCGUCGCUUUGCACUCAGGGCUCUGCCAUCAGUGUUUGUGAGAGAGUAAAUGUGCCAUGUAGUGUAAAGCAUUUUCAGUUUACUUCAGUCCAGUUACUUUUUAAUUAUUCUGUGUUAAAGUAAUUGUGGAAACAUCUGAAGUAUUUGAUGUUGGUAUCCUUGAAUCACUUAGAUGAAGACCUAUUGAUGUCUGCAGCAUCAUUACUUUGAAGACUUGCUGCUACAGUAUAUUUACAAUGUGGAGUUCCUAAACUUUCUCCAGUUGGCACAUUUAGAACAAUAGUUAAUCUCCACCCUGAUGCCUUGGUGCUUAACCCUCAUGGACUUUAAUGGGGUCAGGCGUGCGGUGCAGGAGUGUGUGAGGGCUUGAAAAUGAGAAAUGGGACACUUUUGUCAUAACGUUCGUCGCCCGGAAACAAACUGUGCCAUCAAAUGAUAUAAAAUGACCAGCAUGAAUUUAUAUAGUACAGUGUUUAUCUAGUUCAGCAAACUGAUAAAGGCCAAAAGGAUAUUGUUGUUGAUUCUUUGAGAUUAUUAAAAUGAAAAACAUACGAAACAACUUCUGUGAUUAAACUACAUGUGAUAUCUUCAGUCAGUCCAUUAAUGGAGUUUACAACUUCUGUCAUGCUCACUCUGUUUUACAUAUUUUUUUCCCCAAACUUUAAUGAAUAAGGCCUCAGUUUACAAUCAUUUGUUUACAUUUAAUAAACUCAGGAGCUGGUCAGUCAUGUCUUACCUGUUACCAAGCUUGCGAUGGACUCUAGUUGGGUCCACAGAAAUGUGGGCUCGCAGAAAGUCCAUGAUUCGGUACUGUAAAGUCUGCAGCAAUGCUGUGACAUUAGGACAGCAGUAAACACUCUGACACUGCUGGGAAAAAACUUGAAGCUGAUGAGAGCAGAGUUUGAGAUUGGGCAGCUUUGGCUGUUGUGCUGCACCAGAGACACUUCAUAGCAUUAGCCUAUUUGUAUUGCUUGGUAAGUUAAUGAAUCAUGUUCAUUUAGUGAUGGGCUGCUUCACUUUGUUGAAUAAAGUCAUGAUUUGUCUUAAACUGGACUGUCAUAGGUUGUGUUUGGUUGGGAGAACCUUUAUGCUGUAAUCUAGAGGAUACUAUGCACCCAAAACAACACCUGACCAGUGUAAAUUCGGAUUCUUUUUUUUGACUACCAUCUUCAGAGGAAAUCUGAAAUAUCUUUAGCAUUUUACCUUUUGCUCUUUUUAUUUCUGACUCCAGAGUUGUAUGACUCAAGUAUGCAACAAAAAGGAAAUUGUGAAUUCAGUAUCUCAGCAGGACCAGCAUGAAAAAGAUUCCACUGUCACCUAUAGCACUGUAUAUGUGUGUUUGAACAUGUUCUUCUGCGAGAGACUCUAAAGAAAUGUUCAUUAUAAUUUAACACUUUAUCUGUGUUGGUGUGUUUUCCUGCAGAAAUAACGAGAUGCAGCGUUCAGAGAUGGAAGGAGACAAGGUAAAAGCUGACGUUAGAUAAAAAAAGAACAGCACUUUACAGCAGCUAUACGCUCCAUGUUUAAUUUGGUUUUCUGGUCUUCACUCUCAAUUUAUGUGGCUCCUCUUUGUUCUGUUUUCUGUUCUCAGUCCAAUGGGAAACGCUUCCUGCAGUGCCCAGCAGCCAUGUCCGUCAUGCACUUAGCAAAGUUCCUCCGAAGCAAGAUGGAUAUUCCCAACAACUAUCGGGUGAUUACAUACCAUCUGUAUUCAUAGUGUGGUAAACUUAAGGCAGAAGAGUACCAAAUUCUCCACGUACAGAGGACUUUGAUUUCUGCAGAAAAAAAGAUCAGGGUGAUGGUUAGUCCUGUCAGGUGGCCACAGUCAAACUGGCUCUGGAAAUCAGCACUUUGAUGUAUGAGCUGUUACAGGAUCAUUUACAGAGCUGCAAAAGGGAAGAAAGGGCUGAGGGACAAUUCUGGGAAAACUGCAUAUCAUUGAACCUGCAGACUUUUUAUUGUAGUCCAUCAGUUUGAAGAUCCUCCAGACAUCCUUAGACUACAUUAUACAUUCUUUAAAAUGUCAUAAUUCUAUUCAAACAUUUUUUUUUUUCUGUUUGUUUCCUGUCAUUUCAUCCUGUGGCAAAACCUGAAAAAGCAUGAGAACAUACUUUUUUAAAAGCACCCAUAAUGAUGGAUGUCUUUGAUACGCUUUUUAAUCGUUUAUUGCAUCAGUUUCAACCAAAUCACAGCUUUCAGGGGUUCAUCUGCUGUAGUUGGUUGAAUAGGUAAAUAGAUUUGAAUCAUCACUACCAGGAGACAUCCUAACCAGAAAACACCUAUCUGAGUUAAGUUGAGCAUUAACAUGGAUUCAGCUGGUCACCUCGUGUAACCUGUUUUUUUGGGGUUUUUUUUGACUGUGUCACAGGUGGAGGUGUUGUAUGGAGACGAGCCACUGAAGGACUACUACACACUAAUGGAUAUUGCUUACUUCUAUGAAUGGAGACGGGUGAGUUACAGCCGGCACACCGAAUAUGUGUGGAGCCUAUAUACAUACAUUCGUGUUCUGGAAAAUGUUCUUGUUUGUUGUGGUCAGCAGUGUUUAGUUUUCAAAUUGAGUGAACAUGUGUGCAAUCCCAGCCUCCACCUCAACACCUAAACACUAAACCUGCAUAGACUUCAAUGAUGUCAGUGGUUAAGGGCUUAAGAUCGUUUUAUAAUGAGGAAUAGGACAUACAGACUAUCCUGGCAUUUAAAAAGACCACCUCUAAAUGACUGUGUUAUAUGCUUUGAAACUGACCAAAGUAAGAAAAGUCAUUUAAUGUACCUGAGGAUGUUUAACUGAUCAUACAAAACAAUUCUGGAGCCCCAUCUUGUAAGAUCAGACCCACUCCUAUCCCGUCUUCAUCCACAGAUGUGUGGCACUUUGCAGCAUAUAUCAAGUUACAGUGAAGAGGAAAAACUGAAUUUAAUAGGCAGAAACCUCAAGCAGAACCAGACUCAUGUUAGACAGUCAUCUGCUGAGAAUGGAUAGAGGGAGGUAGGGACAGAGAUAAUAAUAGUACAUACAGAUGUAUGUGUAUGAAAACAAUGAAGCAGAAAGACUCGGAGAACACUGAUGAAAAAAAAAAACAAUUAAAAUGAGCAUUGUAACAGUGUUAAAAAUGCUGAGACUGAUGGAUGUAGUUGAAGCAGGUAGGUAUUUUUUUAGAAAGCCUGCAGCUAUUAAAUAAAAUUUUUGGACAGCAAAAAUGACCAAAAUCAAUGUUUUUUGUCAAUGUCCAAAAAAGCCAGUAUUUUCAUAUCGGUUUAAUUCAAAUACAGCUGUUGAUUUCAGACAUACUCAGGGACAGCUUUGGCCCAGUCAGGACAGGGUUUUAGUUGUUAUUUUUAAGCCAUUAUUUCCAUCGUUAAAGGUAGCAAAAACAAUAUAGAUGCUCCCCUUCCAACAUUUCUUUAGAUUUUCUCUCGCCAGUUCGUAGGACGCUGUAAUGCUGAUCAGUGAUGUGCUGGUUUGUUGUGGGUUCACUUGUGCAUACACUCCAGCUGAUCUGUCUUUCUUGGACAGAGGUUUGUUUCCUCCUGCUCUCUUGAAAAUCAUCAGAGCAGUGUCCUUGCUGUAAAUGUGACAUUUUGUGUUUCAGUGAAAGUAAAUAAAUCGUUGCACGGACAGUCUGAUAAAAGCUUCUGACUAAGACCUGACUUCAUUUGUCAAAACUCCCUGGACAAAACCCUCCUACAGCUUUUUACUAGGAUGGGCUUCUAUUAAAAUGGUUUAAAAUUCAGCGGACUGAGAGAUUCUUAACGCUGAAGAAAUUAAGAUUUGUGGCAUGAAAUAAACCUCAAGCGCCAAACUCAUUAUUUGCUAUUAUUGUUUUGCAGUAGAGUCAACUCUGACAGUUGUUUUGUUAUAUUAAAGGAAGAGGUGAUAACUGUUAUCAAAUGCAAUCUAAGACAAAAUUUCAGAUACUCUCUGAGAGGGCUGUGCAUCGUCAUUGGUCUCAUGAUUCCAUCAGAUAUCAAUGAGUCUAUAUUUUAUAUUAUCAUUAUAGUUAUUGUUGUUGUUAUUAUUAGCUGUAUAAUAACUUAAAAGAGCUGAGCACUGUUUAGUUUUCUUUCUCUGUUUUGAUGUGUAGUUUUUGACAGUGGUCUAAAAGGUUAAAAAUGCCAAAUUUCUGAGGGCUCUCUAGCAACACAAGUGAAUACAUACAUGUGUGCAGAGCAGUUUUAAAACUGUUGAUUGCUGUAUCAGAUAUGUGGCUUUUUGCAACCCCUCAGUAAAGGCCCUGCUCUGUCAUAGGAUCAAAUCAUUAUGAUCCUUUGUUACUGAAUUUGGCAGAUUUUACUCCAAAAUUUCAUUAAACUGAUUCAAAGUUUCCACUUCAGAUUGACAAAUUAUGACACAUGACAUCUAAUGCUAAUCAUGUAUAUUUACCCCUGUGCAGACCGGGCCCAUUCCCCUGCAGUAUCUGGUCAAACCCAACCGGAAGCGUAGGAGGCCGUCUCAGUCUGCAGCCCAGGGCCACUCAGAUGGCGUCAACACCAGCCCGACAUCAGAGAGCGACUCCCAGAGCGACAAAGUCCACAGUCCAGCUGCAGCCCAACCGCCCCGAGCCUCCUCUCAGUCUAGUCCUGCGUCCCAUAACCCCUCCUCCGCCAUCCAAAGCUCCAACGGCCCCACUGUGCCCAACAACACUCAGCGACACUCACUGGCCUCCAAACAGGGCGCCAACACCCGCAAGGUGACUGUCAAUGGCACGAGCGCUGGGGCCGGCAAAGAGGAGGCGAGGGCAGGGGACAAAAGCGGUUUGCCUCCGACGACCUAACGUGCGUAGAGGGCAGCGGGGAGGACAGUGUUGGAAUUGCUCCCUUUAUGAUCUCUGCGGCGCAAACAGGCGAACUCCAGACGCCUUCUUUCAGGACAAACAGGAGGCCGAUUAUUGUCAUCACCUUUCAGCAGGACAGACUGAAAAGUGCAGCCAAAUAGACACUUGUGUGUAUGAAAGAGCGUGAGUGUGGUGUGUGUGCGUGCGCGUGUGUGUUUAUGUGUGUUAGACUAGAACAGUGCACACAUACAACUGUACAGUAUGUAUCAAAUGUGAGCAUGUGUGCAUACAUAUGUAUAAACUUAUCUUUUAUACAAGAUAUUGUAAUCGUUUUGUAUUGUAUAUGCAGUGGGUCUGUUUCAUUUCAUAGUUCAGCAGCAUCAUGAUGCUCCGUAAAAAGCUGAUACAAAAAGCUGAAAGGCGCUGCAGUGUGUGUGCGUCACUGCAGGAGGAGGAUGUAAAGAGAAAAAAGAAGCUAAUCCUUGCCUUUGAACAGUCAUUUUAAUAACUGCUGUAUAAGUGUCCAGUAUAAGCAAACGCUCAUCAGGUAACACAGGUACAUGACUCAUAACUGUUGAUGCACUUUGUUAAGGUCAGAUCACUCAAUCCAAAUCCAGCGAGUAUUGUCCAACAAGAGAAGCAUUCUCAUUUUCAUAAGUUCAAGCACUACCACGCUCACGAGCAGAUGUGUGUCAGCAGAACACAGCCUUUCUCUCGUGGCAGUCGAAGAACUCAAAAGGGAUUUGGAUGUUUGGCCAUGUAUGUUGUAGUUCCAUAAAGUUCAACAUUCCUUUUGUUUCUUUUCACCAAACAUUGAUACUUUUCUAUCAGCCAUAUGUGCAUGUUUUAGGUCAAUAAAAUGUUUACUUACUAGGUUUUUCUGAUCCCAGUGUCCUGUUUAUGAUUCCCUGAACUCCACAGUACAAUAUUGGAAAGCUGUUUUGAUAGUCAGCAGUAACCUCCGGCGGGAGGAAGGUGAAGUACAACCAGCAUCACAGAGGUAAAAUCUGUUACGAGUGAUCAAAGCUACUCAAAAACAUCGGUAAGAACAACUUCCUAAAAUGUAAAUAGUGGAGUGCUGCUACCCUGUUGGUCUAAGCAUGCCCACAUAUGGAGAAUCAUGGUUCCUACAGGGUCCAUUCUGCAGAUUCAGUGAUCAGAUCAGAUCUUUAUACAUCCAUCAUCUGCAUGUCUAAAUAAACAGACAGGAAUAUCAAAACCAUUAACGACAAAUAAAUAUAAGUUAGCUCUUAGAGGCAAAGACUUUUUCUUACAUGACCUCAGUCAGGCCCCCUAAACAAACACAAAUUUCAAUAUGUGUUUACAGAUAAAGUAAUCCUUUAUUCACUUUGUGCAUCGCCCCAACACUGCUUGGCAGUACUUGCAUCCAAAUUGACUUGGAGCACUUUGUGGCUCUUACUGAUCUUGUUUCCCCUCAUCUAGAGCUUUCCUCGUAUAGUUCUUGCUCUCGACUGAUAAAAGCGCCUGCUUGUAACAUUGUAAAUAGUAACACUGACGAGGUAUUUUUAUAAUACAUCAUAUUAGUUCCAAAAAGAGAUCUUAAAUAAGGGUUUAAGGUUCUUUUUGUCACCUGUAUUUGCAAUAACAGCA